AUGCCAAAACAACAAGUUCCAAAAAUUGAUAUAAUGACACCAGAACUUGCUGCAGCUUUGGAUAGAGCUAACGUGAUUAGUAGGAUGGCGACUUACAUUAUUGCUGCUUUAUUAUCUAGCUUGAAUAUUGAUUGUGCAAGCGUAAACUUUAGUCAUGUGACUAUUCACCGAUCUCAGGUUAACGAAAUUAAAACACCAAAAGAAAAAAAAAUUUCGUCUUUUUUUGAAACACCCUAA
Molecule: messenger RNA, 237 nt
Organism: Cotesia congregata
Lineage: Eukaryota; Metazoa; Arthropoda; Insecta; Hymenoptera; Braconidae
Source: the annotation of a GenBank genome assembly